UAACAUAUUCGAGAGCUGCCGCUGGCUGUGUAGGUCUCAACCAUAAGUCGCCGCAAAGCCGCCGUUUUCUUCUUCUGAGAAAUUGAUAUGGAAGAAGAAGGGGAAAGAGUUGAAGGAGCUAUCUUCAGAGACAUAAGGCGUUAUUUCUGCGAAUAUUGUGGAAUCUGCAGAUCUAAGAAAUCUCUCAUAGCCUCUCAUAUCCUCACCCAUCACCCGGAGGAAAGGAACAAUGGAGGAAAGGAAGAAGAGGGAGCUUCGUCGUCGAAUAAUACAUGUGAAGAAUGCAGUGCUACCUUUAAGAAGCCUGCUCAUUUGAAACAACACUUGCAAAGCCAUUCCCUUGAGAGGCCAUUUGUUUGUUCAGUUGAUGAUUGCCAUGCUAACUAUAGGAGGAAAGACCACUUGAAUCGCCACCUUCUUCGGCACCAAGGAAAACUUUUCAAGUGUCCAAUUGAGAACUGCGAUCGAGAAUUCGCAUUUCAAGGCAACAUGAAAAGGCAUGUGAAAGAAUUUCAUGAUGAUGAGGAUCCAUCUUCCCCUGGUCUCUGUAGUCAGAAGCAACAUGUCUGCCAGGAAGUAGGAUGUGGAAAGGUGUUCAAAUUUGCGUCAAAGCUGAGAAAGCAUGAAGAUGCCCAUGUGAAGCUAGAUUCAGUGGAAGCAUUCUGUUCUGAACCAAGUUGUAUGAAAUACUUUACUAAUGAGCAAUGCCUUAGGGCUCAUGUGCAAUCAUGCCAUCAAUAUAUUAAUUGUGAAAUAUGUGGGACAAAGCAGCUGAAGAAGAACAUCAAGCGGCACCUUCGAUCACAUGAACCAGGAGAUGUAUCAGAGAGAAUUAAGUGUGAUUUUGAGGGUUGUUGCCAUACAUUUUCAACUAAAUCAAAUCUUCGUCAGCAUGUCAAGGCUGUGCAUGAAGAACUCAAGCCUUUUGCAUGUAGCUUCUCUGGAUGUGGCAUGAGAUUCUCAUACAAGCAUGUUAGAGAUAACCAUGAGAAAUCAGGGUGCCACAUUUAUGUUCCAGGGGACUUUGUAGAGUCUGAUGAGCAGUUUCUUUCGAGGCCGAGGGGUGGGCGGAAGAGAACAUUCCCCACUGUUGAAAUGCUUAUUCGAAAAAGAGUGACUCCACCACAAAUGGAUACAAUGACGGAUCUGGGGCCUAAUCUUGGUUGCUCUUAGCCAGAUAUGAGGACUAAACUUUUCUAGGACCUGCCUUCCCUCCCUAUACUAAAGAAGUAGGUGAAUGUAAUGUAUAGCAUACAUAGGCUAUGUUUUUCUUGCAUGCCCCAUGUUUUUUCUUUUGUAGUUAACUUUGUAAUUAAAAGGCGAAGUUUAUAUGUAAUGAGUUAUUUUAAGUUGUAGCCAUUGGUGGAGAAUGUUGUUUUAAACCAAUAAGUUAUAGUUAUAUAUAGUUGAAUUUGCAUUCCCUCUUUAUA
Messenger RNA from Theobroma umbraticum, 1430 nucleotides. It is a transcript of the gene TFIIIA, whose product is annotated as transcription factor IIIA. Gene Ontology annotation, cellular component: nucleolus; nucleus. NCBI's taxonomy places the organism in Eukaryota, Viridiplantae, Streptophyta, Magnoliopsida, Malvales, Malvaceae. Gene Ontology annotation, molecular function: 5S rDNA binding; DNA-binding transcription factor activity. The record is from RefSeq and is a predicted model, not a curated record. Gene Ontology annotation, biological process: regulation of transcription by RNA polymerase II.